Messenger RNA from Colletotrichum orchidophilum, 432 nucleotides. RefSeq lists its product as uncharacterized. The coding region runs from base 1 to 432 and encodes 143 amino acids. The transcript has 2 exons. The record is from RefSeq and is a predicted model, not a curated record. NCBI's taxonomy places the organism in Eukaryota, Fungi, Ascomycota, Sordariomycetes, Glomerellales, Glomerellaceae.
AUGCGCUUCCCAAGUCUGACAGAGCUCUGCUACGAGCCUUGGAGAGAACGGGGUGGCAAAGAAACACAAUCUGAUCAAUACAACCAGACAAUGCUCGAAUCGCUCGCCGAGAUAGACCUAUCAAAGCUCACAACUUUGGAAAUUUCAACUAGUCAUACCCGGGAAGCGUAUACGACUGCACCGCCAAUGGCUCAGGGUGCCGAAUCUAGCCAUAAGCCACAAACUCGCAACUCAGUCUCAUUAAUGAAAGACGCCAGCUACUUCCAGCAGGCAAGCAAAGGUUCACACUCACAGUGGGAAAACCUCACGCGUCUAGCGCUGACAUCGAGUGUUCUCACGGCUGACGCGCACGCCGCGGCCAUCGACGACAUGCUACGAGACGCCGCGGCCGCCGCACUCAAGACGCCAAAGCUCGAGACGGUGGAGUUGUAG